Messenger RNA from Nakaseomyces glabratus, 780 nucleotides. It is a transcript of the gene MET8, whose product is annotated as bifunctional precorrin-2 dehydrogenase/sirohydrochlorin ferrochelatase MET8. Gene Ontology annotation, molecular function: protoporphyrin ferrochelatase activity; precorrin-2 dehydrogenase activity. Gene Ontology annotation, biological process: siroheme biosynthetic process. NCBI's taxonomy places the organism in Eukaryota, Fungi, Ascomycota, Saccharomycetes, Saccharomycetales, Saccharomycetaceae. The record is from RefSeq and is a predicted model, not a curated record.
AUGGCAAACUCAUUGCAAUUAGCGCAUCAACUUAAGGGCAAACAUGUAUUGCUAGUCGGUGGUGGUGAAGUGGCGCUGACACGGAUUCUUAAGCUGAUCAAGACAGAUUGUAAACUUACCAUAGUUGCACCAGUAAUCCAUGAGAAGAUACUGAGGAAAUAUGGUGGGUUUGACACUGCAAGUGACGGUAAAGUGCAUAGAAACGAAAAAUGGGUACCGGGCUGUUUAAAGCUGUACCAAUACGUUGAAGAUACGUUUAAUGAUGAUUAUUUCGCUCUGGAUAACAAGGAAGGUUGGUCUUUCAUCAUGACUGCGAUUCCAGACCAAGUCGAGAGUGAAAGGAUAUACAAAAAGGCGAAGAGCAUAUAUGGCCCACAACAGAUGGUCAAUGUCGCAGACAAUCCACCGCUAUGCGAUUUCUAUUUUGGAGCCAAUGUUGAAGUGGAAGGGUUGCAACUUCUGAUUUCAUCCAAUGGGUCAUCUCCACGGUUUGCAGCCCUGAUCCGAGAUGAGGUCAAGAGACAUCUUGAGACCCUAGACCUGGAAAAAUCAGUAGAGACACUGGGAACACUGCGUAGUAGGAUAAGAGACUUAUCACCAGACAUGAGCCAGUCAAAAUAUAGAAUGCAAUGGAUUAAGCAAUGCACAGACAUAUUCGGCAUCCAAAACGCAGCAAGAAUAGAUGUCGACAAGCUGGUUCAGUUAUACAAGACAAUGAGCCAGGAACAAUCCUUGACGUUCCCACCACGUACAGAGGUGCUAGCCAACUACACUGUGUAA